Messenger RNA from Hemibagrus wyckioides, 3718 nucleotides. It is a transcript of the gene cdh12b, whose product is annotated as cadherin-12. The coding region runs from base 513 to 2942 and encodes 809 amino acids. The record is from RefSeq and is a predicted model, not a curated record. NCBI's taxonomy places the organism in Eukaryota, Metazoa, Chordata, Actinopteri, Siluriformes, Bagridae. The transcript is spliced from 12 exons. Gene Ontology annotation, biological process: calcium-dependent cell-cell adhesion; cell-cell junction assembly; adherens junction organization. Gene Ontology annotation, cellular component: catenin complex; plasma membrane; adherens junction. Gene Ontology annotation, molecular function: cadherin binding; calcium ion binding.
UUUUCUUCUUCAUCUGCCUUUUCCUUUUUUUUUCUCCCCCUAGCAGCGGCACGCGCCUCACUUCCCGAUUAUGUGCAUUGAGCGAUGAGCGUUCAAGUCAGGCAGCGAGCAGGGUAAAGAGAAAGUAGAUGAGAGCUAAAAGGACUCAACGAGGAGGGAGAAGAGGAAGGUGAAGAGCAAACCCAAGGGGUUUGAUGAGGACAGAUGAAAAGGGAGAGUUUGUGAAGCGCUUGGAUUUUACGCAUGUAAGGUAUCUCCAUCUGAUAUAUUUUCCUACUGGCAAAGGACACAACUAAGGUGAUGAUUUCAUGACUGACUGACUCACCAGCACUAAGAAGAGGACUUGAGGAACACCAGGGUUUCACUUCAUACCUGGUGCUGCCUUCACUUACUCCUCUCUUAUUCCCAUUCAUACGCCUCAUUGUUCAGCUAUCCGCCUGUGCCCUGGCUCUCUCAUUUUCAUCUCCUACUCUUCUUUGGACUUUAAAAAAAGGACUGUUCCGGACUGCCCAAUGCUGAAGAGCAACAGUCUGCUGCUGUUCCUGUGCUUCCUGUUUGAGAAGAGCUCUCCGGCUCCUCUCCACUCUGUGCACCCAGCUCAGAACCAGAGCCGUCUGGGACUUAGUUGGCUCCACAGAUCCAUGUCUACAGCAGGAAACAGAGGAGCAAAUGGAAGCUUUCAGAGGGUUAAAAGGGGUUGGGUAUGGAACCAGUUCUUUGUCCUGGAGGAGUACAUGGGUUCUGACCCUCAGUAUGUGGGCAAGCUCCACACAGAUCUGGACAAAGGAGACAGUGAGGUGAAAUACACUCUCUCAGGAGAGGGGGCCGGCACCAUCUUCACUAUUGAUCAGACCACUGGAGACAUCCAUGCCUUACGCAGCCUGGACAGGGAAGAAAAGCCUUAUUACACACUUCGAGCACAAGCUGUGGACAUCAACACCAACCGGCCUCUGGAGCCUGAGUCUGAGUUCAUCAUCAAGGUUCAAGAUAUCAAUGACAAUGAGCCAAAGUUUCUGGAGGGCCCUUAUACAGCUAGCGUCCCUGAGAUGUCGCCUGUGGGAACGUACGUGACAAAGGUGACAGCAACAGAUGCAGACGAUCCCACUUAUGGCAACAGUGCAAAAGUGGUGUACAGCAUUCUGCACGGACAGCCAUACUUCUCCGUAGAGCCUGAAACAGGUGUUAUCAGAACUGCUCUACCUAAAAUGGAUCGUGAAGUAAAGGAGCUUUAUCAGGUUCUUAUCCAGGCCAAAGACAUGGGAGGCCAAUUAGGAGGUCUGGCAGGAACCGCAACUAUCAACAUCACCCUUAGUGACGUCAACGAUAACCCACCAAGAUUCUCCAAAAAUACAUUCCAUUUGCGUGUGCCUGAAUCUUCAGCGGUGGGCUCUGCUGUUGGACGAAUCAAAGCCCAUGACCUGGAUAUUGGCAAGAAUGCUGAGGUGGAGUAUAACAUUGUCCCUGGAGAUGGAGGAGCCAUGUUUGACAUCAUCACUAACGAACACAAUCAGGAAGGCAUUAUUAUUCUCAGACAGCCUCUGGACUACGAGACAAAAAAGGCCUAUACCUUUACAGUUGAGGCAUCAAAUGCACACUUGGACCCACGGUUUCACAGUUUUGGUCCAUUUAAAGACACAGCAACUGUCAAGAUUAAUGUUCUGGAUGUGGAUGAGCCUCCUGUUUUCAGUAAACCAUACUACACAAUGGAUGUUUAUGAGGACACACCAGCAGGCACUAUUAUUGGAGCAGUGACUGCUCAGGAUUUGGAUGCAGGAAACAGCUUGGUCAGGUAUUCUAUUGACUGGAAAAGCGACCUGGAUAGCUUCUUUGACAUCGACCCUGUAAUAGGAACCAUCUCCACUAAUGAGCUUCUGGACAGGGAGAGCAGAGUCCAACACAACAUUACUGUUGUGGCAACCAAAGUUAAUAACCCAGUCCUAACCAGCAAAGUCACAGUCACAAUUCAUGUGUUAGACGUCAAUGAGUUUUCUCCUGAGUUGGCUAUACCUUACGAGACAUACGUGUGUGAAGGUGCCAAAGUAGGACAGGUGAUUCAGAUCUUCAGCGCAAAAGAUGAAGACAUUCCAAUGACAGAACAUAAUUUCUCAUUCAAAUCACCACAGGAAGAGAUAAAAAUCAAGAACUUCACCAUCAAAGAUUUUGGAAACAACACUGCAGGCAUUGUAACCCUACGCAGUGGUUUUUGGCGGCGUGCUCAGGAGAUCUACCACCUUCCGGUAGUGAUUGAGGACAGCGGUUACCCAGUACAGAGCAGCACCGGCACCCUGACCAUCCGUGUGUGUGGCUGUGAUUCUGACGGCUCCCUGCUGACCUGCAGUGCAGAGGCCAUCUUUCUCCCUGUGGGUCUCAGCACCGGAGCACUGAUCGCUAUUCUGCUUUGCAUUGUCAUACUGCUAGUGAUCGUAGUGCUCUACAUGGGAGUCCGCCGGCAGAAGAAAAAGGAAACCCUUAUGACCUCCAAAGAAGACAUCCGAGACAAUGUUAUCCACUAUGAUGAUGAGGGUGGAGGCGAGGAGGACACACAUGCCUUUGACAUUAGCACUCUCCGAAACCCUAAAGCCAUCAAAGACAAUCUUUAUCGGAGGGACGUUAAACCAGAGGCUGCCUCUGUUCCUCAGCCGUUACCCGCCUCACAGGACAGUGAAGACCUUCAGAAGUUCAUCAGUCAGAGACUGCAGGCACAUGACGGCGAUAACUCUGCACCACCCUAUGAUUCACUGGCCACCUACGCAUAUGAAGGCGAGGGAUCGGUGGGCGAAAGUCUGAGUUCCAUAGAGUCAUUAAAUGGUGACACAGAAGAGGAUUAUGAUUACCUAAACGAGUGGGGACCUCGUUUCAAAACCCUUGCAGGGAUCUUUGGAGAACACGCGCAAAACCAGACUGACAUCACCUCCACAAGUACCACAGAAAACAAACACUGACGAUGAAUACAAAUGCUAAUUUGCAAGAUGUUUAUUUAUUUCACUACCUUAUAUUCAUUUAAUAUUACCAUUUUUGUUUAUUUUUUAAUGCUUUUUUUCACCCUUAAGGUAACAUUGUGAGCGCUGGUUUGUCUCCGUUCCCCAUGCAACAAAACUGACUAGGAUUCAAAAGACUAUUAUUUUUGCUCAUAUUUAUUUAUUUUUGCCUUGUUUUCAGUGCUUAAGGAAAGAAAAAACUCAAAAAAUGGAAUGAAAACAUCCGUAAAAAGUGCCUCAAUAGAUUUUUUUCCUUUGCUUUACCUCUGAUUUUCAUGCUCACACAAAACUACCCCUACACACUUCUUCCCACACAAACACAUGCCUUCCAGAAAAGCGAGACAGUGCUAAAGAUGUCAAGUGCUCUAGCUCCUCUUAAAUAAUGUUGAGACAAGCUUCACUAUGGAUUACAGGAGGCAAAUAUAUACAUGGCCCAAGUUUGGCCAAAGAUCAUUUAAGUGUUAUUUAUGAUUAUAUUUAUUUAUUUGUGAGGCUGUUUUUUUUUCUUUUAGAAUUUUUUAAUCUAUUUAUCUCUAUUUAUCACAAUCUUUUUUUUUUUCUUCUUCUUCUUCUUUUGAAUACACUGGGGGAUUUUUGUAAUUAUGUGCUCCUCACAUUAACAUGGAUGUUGAAGUGUUGUGAGGAAACUGUAAAGACUUGUACAUAAUGUUAAUUGUAAAAUCAGUUUAGGGCUAAACAUGAGCUACUAUAUUGAAUCAUGUAUCACAUUGUUUUCUUAA